AUGGAUCUUCUGUCACCAUCUGAUGAACCACCAGCUGCCAAUGUUCCCAUUGAAAAGGCUCCACCAAGCAAACCUGCCGCUCGCUUUGACGACACGCCGUCCCCUAUGCGCGCCGAUGGCAACAGCCCCAAUUUCAAGCCUCUGAUCAGUCCCGAAAAAGAUAUACGCCCUGGUCUCACAGAUCUAACCCGAGAGGUACCCCGUGGCCCUAUCACUGCACCUCGGCAUGUACGUUCUGGUACUACGGUUCCCGGUCAGACAGCAUCUCGGGAUACCGUGAAUCCAACUCAGGAUGUACGCUCUGGUGCUGGGGCGUCACCUAAGGCCGGCGUCCAUGUGAAACCAACAAACCUCAAGAACCGUCAACGCAAAACGCUAGAGGACUGA
Molecule: messenger RNA, 387 nt
Organism: Letharia lupina
Lineage: Eukaryota; Fungi; Ascomycota; Lecanoromycetes; Lecanorales; Parmeliaceae
Exons: 3
Coding region: 1-387 (128 amino acids)
Source: RefSeq, a predicted model, not a curated record